Messenger RNA from Solanum stenotomum, 1806 nucleotides. RefSeq lists its product as uncharacterized. The coding region runs from base 1 to 1806 and encodes 601 amino acids. The transcript is spliced from 3 exons. Lineage: Eukaryota; Viridiplantae; Streptophyta; Magnoliopsida; Solanales; Solanaceae. The record is from RefSeq and is a predicted model, not a curated record.
AUGAGUGAUAAAGACGAGUUCAACGUUGCCGCAAACAUAAUAGUACCUAUUGAGAACCCCGAAAGUUCUCGAAGUAUAGCUGACAUUCAAAAUAAGGAGAAAAUGGCUCACAUGGAACAAGAACUCGAGAUCUUGAGGGAAGAAUUGCGUCAAGUGCGAGACUUAGCCAAACUAUCUGCGACCACUUUCCCUACUUUUAAGACACCUAUCUACUUCCUAAAGGCUGACUUGCCUUCUGCUGACUUACCAAAUCAGCCAGAACUGACUCAACACGCUCCUACUCAUGGUCGAGUUCCACCAGCUUCUCCAACCGCGAUACUUGGGGCACAUGUCGCCGCUCCCUAUGAGACACAUGUUCCACCCGUAUAUGCCGCUAGGGCUCCUACCUUCACUAUGCCAGCUGUGGUUAAUGUCCCAUACGAGGUCGAUCAAUAUGAAGAAAUGGAGAAAGAUGCUCGGCUGAAAGAAGAUGCAUCUAUAAAUGCCCAGCUUCAGGGCCUAAGAAAAGCAUUGAAAAGCUUACAAGUCACUAGAGGGACAGAGAGUUUGGAUUAUGAUGAAUUGUGCAUCCAUCCAGACAUUGACCUGCUGGUAGGGUACAAACCACUGAAGUUUGACAUGUUUGACGGAAAGGGUGAUCCUCACGCACAUUUAAGGGCAUACUGUGACAAGUUAGUCGGUGUAGAGAGAAAUGAGAAGUUGAGGAUGAAGUUGUUCAUUCAGAGUCUGUCUGGAGAAGCAUUAACUUGGUAUACCCGCCAAGACCCUAGCAAAUGGCGUGACUGGCAGGAAAUGGCCGAGGACUUCAUGACUCGUUUCAGAUUCAAUACUGAAAUUACUGCUGACAGAUUCUCAUUGGCCAAUAUACAGAAGAAGCCAUCUGAGAAUUUCCAGGAAUAUGCACGACGUUGGAGAACUGAGGCCGCGAGGGUGCAACCACCACUAGAUGAGAGUGAGCUCUCGAAGUACUUUAUUCGAGCUCAAGAAGGUAUCUACUUUGACAAGAUGAUGUCAAUGAUGGGUCAGAAGUUUGCAGAAUUAGUCAAGAUGGGAGACUUUAUAGAGGAAUGUGUUAAAUCUGGGAAGAUUCAGUCUAUGGUCGCAUUGCAAGCUGCAAUGUAUAAUACCCAACCACACUAUAACCCACCCCGAGCACCAGCAUACCAAAACCCUCCAAGACCAUAUGUCCCUGUCCAAGCACCAAUUCACCAAAAUAGACCAGCAUAUGCACCGAGACCACGUCCAAAUCCUGAAACUAGAAAUGCUCGCGCUUACACACCGAUUGUUGAACCCUAUGCUCAAUUGUUUGAGAGGUUGAGGACAGCGAGAGUGCUGCAACCAGUUGAAGGAAAACUUCCUGAUCCAAUCCCUCAUAAUUUUGAUGGGAACAAGAGAUGUGCUUACCACUCGGGAGUCCAGAGACACGACACAGAAGAUUGUUAUGGUUUGAAGAACCAGAUCGAGUCUUUGAUCAGGAGAGGAGUAAUCAAAUGCACUCUGGCACCUCCCAAUGUGAACAACAAUCCCUUGCCAAACCAUGAGAAUUUGGAAGUCAACAUGGUUACUCUGGAUGACGAAUAUGGGACCCCCGACUAUCCAAACAUAGAUGAAGCGGAUGCCAUGACAUCUUCGGCGCAACCUGUUAUCAUUGUUCAACUAAGGGAACCUCUGACUGUCCAAACAUAUCUCCCAAGAGUUGUAGUGACCACUCUAAUUGCUAAGAAGCCUGAGUAUGACACCAAAGCAGUCCCUUGGGACUAUCGAGCAAGUGCCAAGGGCAAGAUGAUCGACACUGCCGUGGCUUAA